AUGGAGGCAUUCGCACUGAACACUUUGGUGUCGAUGACAGUUCUGCUGCUACUUGUUGCAGUAUACCUCGUUCGACAAUCCCGAUGGCGGUCGAAGUACAGGUUUCCGCCCAGUCCUCCUGGGUGGCGACCUUUUACAGGACAUUCUCAUUUAAUGCCUAAGGAGUUUCAUGGGGAUAAAGCCAAAGAAUGGGCUGAUCAACUGGGUACUGAGAUGAUGCACUUGAGGCUCGGUGGUGUUGACUGGGUCUUUUUGAACUCUUCACGAGUUGUCGAGGACCUGUUGGAAAAGCGCUCAUCCAUCUACUCGAGCCGGCCAGCGUUUGUCAUGGUCGGCGAAAUAAUCUCCCGGAUGAAGCGUUUGGUCCUGCAACCGUAUGGAACAGAAUGGAAAAAUUUACGAAGAGUCAUGCAUAUUCUCCUCACUGGUUCUUCUGCCGAUUCUUACAGACCAUUGGAAGAUCUCGAGUCUAAGCAGGCCAUGUGGGAGCUUUUACACAAUCCUGAAGAGUGGCAUUUGAGCACUAUACGUUACGCUGCAUCUUUCACCAUAGGAAUGGUCUAUGGCGUCCGUCAAAAAGGCCACUCCGACCUCUUUCAGAAGGUGUCGGAUGCUCAAGAUGAGUUCUUGCGAAAUAAUGUGCCAGGCACUUGGCUGGUAGAUGAUUACCCACAGUUGCAAAAACUCCCACGAUAUCUUCACUGGUGGCGCUCAUAUGGCGACAAGCUCUUUGAGAUCACCCGGGAUGCAUUCAGGGGCUACUAUGAUCUCAUGGUAGAGAACACCAAGAAGGGUACCCAGAAAGAUUGCUUCGCCACCAAGUUCUAUGCAGAGACCGAAUCCAAAAAGGGGGGAGACUUCGACUUCGAUCAAAAGCUUUUUACCACUGGCGGCCUCAUUGAGGCGGGCAGUGAUACUACAAAGAACCAGCUGAACAUGCUGGUGGCAGCCAUGGCGGCGGACCCCAACACAUGGGUCAAGAAAGCUCGGACAGAACUUGACAGCGUCUGUGGAACCAGUGCAGAGCGUCUUCCCACCUUCGAUGACUGGGACAAGUUGCCCUAUAUCCAGGCUAUCAUGAAGGAGAGUAUGAGAUGGCGGCCUAACGUCAAUCCCACCGGCUUUCCGCAUGCCCUGAUCCGUGACGAUGAGUACGAGGGCUACGUGCUGCCCGCUGGCACCGUGGUUACGAUCAACAAUUGGGCUAUAAGCCUGAACCCCGAAGAAUAUGAAAAUCCGACCAAGUUCAAUCCGGACCGCUUCCUGAACGACGAUCUUUGGAAUCCUACCAAGGGACAUUACGGCUAUGGUGCAGGCCGGAGGACGUGCGCCGGUUUCAAGGUUGCACAGAAUUCCAUGUUCAUCUUCUUCAGCCGCUUCAUCUAUUGCUUUGACGUGCUUGAGGAUCCGAAUGAUCCAAUCGACACGUAUCACAUCCCAUUGACCCCGCCACCAGGGAAAGCUAAUGACCCGCCUUUCAACGCGAAGGUGAGAGUGCGGAGCAUGGCUCAUAAGGAGCUGAUUCUUGGCUCCUGUGCGGAUGCUCUGGAGGCAUAUGACUGA
This is a messenger RNA of Exophiala viscosa, 1563 nucleotides long. RefSeq names its product cytochrome P450. The coding region runs from base 1 to 1563 and encodes 520 amino acids. Gene Ontology annotation, molecular function: monooxygenase activity; iron ion binding; oxidoreductase activity, acting on paired donors, with incorporation or reduction of molecular oxygen. The record is from RefSeq and is a predicted model, not a curated record. The transcript has 4 exons. Lineage: Eukaryota; Fungi; Ascomycota; Eurotiomycetes; Chaetothyriales; Herpotrichiellaceae.